ACCCGCCAGACACUCUGGCGACAGCGGGAUCCCGCUUUCUCCGUCGCCGCCGCCGCCACCUGCCCUCCGAUCCGAUCCGACCGCUCUCCGAAAAGAGAGAAGAGAACCCCGAUUCUCUCUCUACUUCGAUCGUGAGCUCUCACGGCACGGUGGCACUCGUGGUUUGGGCCACUGCCACUCCACUCCACCAUAUCCAGAUCCCAGGCGAGGCGCGGCAACCGCUGGGCGGCCAGUCGUGUGUGGAACUCGGCGUCGUUCGGUUGGAUUUUUGCAGUUGGCUCCGGAGCUACAUCGUACACCCAAAGUGAUCCUCGCUUCUGCGCUUGCUCUUUUUCAAAACGAACCGAAAAAAAAACCAAAACGAAACUGCGGCAAAAUCGCACACAUAAAGACACAACACACAACACACAUUAUAUAAACAGAAGAUCUACCCAGAACACACCUUACCUUAAUGCACACACACACCGCCUCACUAUAAAUAGCCCGCGGAAAUCGGUAAAUAAAUAAAAUCGGAAAAUCUGAAAGCGGCAAAGUAAAAGUUCUACGAGGGAAAUCUAAUUGCGACUUUGCAAAAAAGUUUCUUAGUUGCUGCACAAAAAUCGGAUUAUAAUGAGAGAGACACAACGCAAUUAACACACUCACCAGACACACCUUACUACAGUAUCCACCUGAAAGAACAGUUAAUUAACGAAAUCGAACUGCAAAGUGAAAUGCUGGCGAGAUGCGUUUUCUUCGUCACCUGGCUGGCGGUCUUGAUAGCGACUGGAAGGAGUGAUGAUGAUCAGGCGAUGAAGCUACCCGCCUGCGCCGCCAAGCAGGGCGAGUGCGAUGAUAACGAGGGUCCCGUCUGCGGCACCGAUGGCCAGACCUAUCCCACCAGGUGUCACCUGCUGCGGGCUCAAUGUGGAGGUCACCAAGUGAGCCUUAAGUACCAUGAGUCCUGCAAUGCCUGCUUGGAGGCUGUGAAGUAUGCCCGCCGGCAGCAGGCUCGGGAUCCUGAUUACUUUGUUCCUCGCUGUCGCAAGGAUGGCAAUUAUGCGGCCAUGCAGUGCUAUGGCAAGACAGGACCCUGCUGGUGCAGUGACAGCCAGGGCAGACCCAUCGAGGAUACUUCGACGCCCACGCGAAGGGGUAAGCCGCGAUGCCGAGCCUAUCGUCGCAAUCGUCGUCGUCUGGCCUCCCAUCAGAUGGGCUACAGUCCGGAUACCUCUGCUUCGUCCAAGGGCAGCUCGGAGUCGGGAGCUGCUGGCCAUCGGCCUUGCAGCAAAACGGAUCGGGCAAUGUUCAAUGGCAAUCUAAUGAGGAUGCUGCGCAACGAGGCCCAGAACUUCCUGCGGCAGUCAUCGCUAUCGGAUGCUGCCAUUUUGGAGUGGAAGUUUGCCAAGCUGGACACGAAUGGGAAUCAGUUGCUGGAUCGCCAGGAGGUGAAGGAGCUGAAGAAGGUCUUGAAGAGGAAUGUUAAGCCGCGUCGCUGUGGCAGGACCUUUGGCAAAUACUGUGAUGUCACCAAGGAUGAGAACCUUAAUGCUUUGGAGUGGAGUAUUUGUUUUACCAACAAAUUAAACAAUCGUAGUGCCGUUGUUACCCUCCUGGCCAGCAGUGCAGCCACCGCUCCGCCUCAAUCCACCCAUUACCAUGUCCACGGCACAGCCACCAAUUCCAAUGGCAAGCAUCGAGAUCAUACCAACACCAAUAUCAUUGGCAGUGCCACUGGUCAUCAUCCGCACACAUACUCGGAGGAUGUGAGUGGCAGUGAGGAUAACGAGGAUAACUACGAGGAUGGCGGAACGGGCUAUGGCGGCGAGGAGGAUGAGUCGGAUGGAGGGGAUCUGCCCAAUUCACGUAGCCACAUCCCAUCAUUAUAUAGGCAGAAUAGAAUGUAUUUUAAAGCGCAUAUCUUGACAGUGCUGAACUCCAAGCCGGAGACGACGAGCCAGGACACGGAGAGCGAGUCAAACUGCUGGAUGGAUCAAUCAGUGGCGCUGGAAGAGCAGGGGCAUGGUGGCAAGCUUUUUGUGCCUCAGUGUUUGCCUGAUGGUCGCUACCAGCGCGUCCAGUGCUACACCUCCACUUCCUACUGCUGGUGCGUCAACGAGGAUACGGGCAAGAGCAUUCCGGGCACAUCGGUGAAGAACAAGCGACCGCAGUGCGAAGAGGAUGUGGUUGUGCGUCCCAUGAAGGGUUGCACCGAGCCGCGAAAAACCCAGUUCCUGCGGGAGCUAAAGGCUUUUCUCAACACUUCGCUACUGCCCAGCAGCACCACAGUAGCCAAUUCCACCUUGUGGAAGUCGGAGGAUGAAAGGAUUGCCACUUUGAGCUUUGUCUAUCUGGACAAGAACAAGAACAAGUCCUGGGAGCGACGAGAGUGGAAGGUCUUUAGGGAUCUGGUUACGAGUGCCAGCAAUCUACGCAGAUGCGGCAAGAAAAUGCCCAGGUACUGUGACAUCAAUGGCGACAAGAAAAUCUCCCUGGCCGAGUGGCUCAACUGCCUCCAAGCGUCACCACGGGAGAGUGCCACCACUGUGAAGCCAGCGGCACAGUCAAAUGAGACAGCCAGUCCAAAACGCCAGGGAUUUAAUCCGCUGGAGCGAUAUCUGAAAGAUUAAUAACCGGGAAACUCUGCUGCUGUUUACUCACUUACUCAUUAGAUGUCGUUGUGCCAUGACACACACACCACACCCACGCACACACAACAAAAACUAAAGGUGAAUCGAUAGGCUUUGGACUAAGAUAUAGAAAAGAAAUUGGAAACCUAGGAUGACAAGUGAAAGAACUUCCUUUCAAGUUAAAAUUUGUAAUUUGUUUUUUUCAAAGAUCCUCAUUAAAUUAAUUGAUAUAAUUAGGUAAAGCCUGGAUUAUUUCGUAAUUAUAAAAGGAGCCAGGUCCUUUCAGUUUUUUGUCACAGCAAUCGAUUCAUCCUAAACCCACACACCCACACCCACACCCAAAAACACAGACACAUUCCUAGCAUAUAGAUUCUAUGAUUUACAUGUGUAUGUUACUAAUUCUUAAUUAGUGUUGUAAAUAUUAUCGGACAUAAAUGUUUAAGCUUA
Drosophila kikkawai is the source of this 3053-nucleotide messenger RNA. It is a transcript of the gene magu, whose product is annotated as SPARC related modular calcium binding-like protein magu. Gene Ontology annotation, molecular function: protein binding; calcium ion binding. The record is from RefSeq and is a predicted model, not a curated record. Gene Ontology annotation, cellular component: basement membrane. Gene Ontology annotation, biological process: cell-matrix adhesion. Lineage: Eukaryota; Metazoa; Arthropoda; Insecta; Diptera; Drosophilidae.